AUGAACAAGAAUUGGCCAAUGGGAGCGCGCCAAGAAUCGUUAAACCAACCAAUCAGGUUUAAACACGACUGCCAACGUAGAACUCUUAAAUGCGAACGCUUGGCCAGCAGCACAUCAAUUCGUGUAUUGUCUUUUUUUCAACAAUCACAGAUCAUGAAGAAACAAAACUUACCACUCCUGAUUGUAUUAGUUAUGGCACUGACCACAGUGGUCAGUUGUGCCAAGAAAGAGGAAGACAGUAAGAAAAAAGAAACUGUGGGUACAGUUAUUGGAAUUGAUCUUGGGACAACCUACUCUUGUGUUGGUGUAUUUAAGAAUGGUAGAGUUGAAAUAAUUGCCAAUGACCAGGGUAAUCGUAUCACCCCAUCUUAUGUGGCUUUCACAAGUGAUAAUGAACGUCUGAUAGGAGAUGCUGCAAAGAACCAGUUGACUAGCAAUCCUGAAAACACUAUAUUUGAUGUUAAACGUCUCAUUGGUCGCACCUGGGAUGACAAAUCUGUACAACAUGACAUUAAAUUCUACCCUUUCAAGGUGAUCAAUAGAAACAACAAGCCUUAUGUACAAGCUUCAGUCAGUGGACAAAUGAAGACUUUUGCUCCUGAAGAAAUCUCUGCUAUGGUUUUGGGUAAAAUGAAAGAAAUUGCUGAAGCUUACUUGGGCAAGGAUAUUAAAAAUGCUGUUGUCACUGUACCUGCCUACUUCAAUGAUGCUCAAAGACAAGCAACAAAGGAUGCUGGAACUAUUGCUGGACUGAAUGUCAUGAGGAUCAUCAAUGAGCCAACUGCUGCUGCUAUCGCUUAUGGUCUUGACAAGCGUGAAGGAGAAAAGAACAUUCUGGUCUUUGAUCUUGGUGGUGGUACUUUUGACGUAUCUCUCCUGACUAUUGACAAUGGAGUGUUUGAAGUAAUGGCUACAAAUGGAGACACCCAUCUUGGUGGUGAAGAUUUUGAUCAGAGAGUUAUGGAACAUUUCAUCAAACUGUACAAGAAAAAGAAGGGCAAGGAUAUCAGAAAGGACAACCGUGCUGUUCAAAAACUGAGACGAGAAGUUGAAAAAGCAAAGAGAUUGUUGUCUACCCAGCAUCAGGCCAGACUUGAAGUUGAAGCUUUGUAUGAUGGGGAAGAUUUCUCUGAAUCUAUUACCAGAGCUAAAUUUGAAGAAUUGAAUAUGGACUUGUUCCGUUCUACAAUGAAACCUGUUCAGAAAGUGUUAGAAGACUCUGAUCUCAAGAAAGAGGAUAUUGAUGAAAUUGUACUAGUUGGUGGUUCAACUAGGAUUCCUAAGAUCCAACAGUUGGUAAAGGAUUACUUCAAUGGCAAGGAACCAAACCGUGGUAUCAAUCCUGAUGAGGCUGUAGCUUAUGGUGCUGCUGUGCAGGCUGGUGUACUUAGUGGUGAAGAGGACACUGGAGAAUUGGUACUGCUUGAUGUCAACCCCUUAACCAUGGGAAUUGAGACAAUUGGUGGUGUCAUGACCAAGCUGAUUUUACGUAACACUGUCAUCCCAACAAAGAAAUCUCAGAUCUUUUCCACAGCCUCAGAUAACCAACCUACAGUUACUAUCCAAGUCUUUGAAGGAGAACGACCUAUGACUAAAGACAAUCACUUGUUGGGCAAAUUUGACUUAACAGGUAUUCCUCCAGCACCACGUGGUGUUCCUCAGAUUGAAGUUACUUUCGAAAUUGAUGUGAAUGGUAUUCUCAAAGUAACUGCUGAAGAUAAAGGCACUGGAAAUAAAAACAACAUUGUCAUCCAGAAUGACCAAAAUAGACUUUCUCCUGAAGAAAUUGAAAAGAUGGUUUCAGAUGCUGAGAAAUAUGCUGAUGAAGACAAGAAAAUAAAAGAGAAAGUGGAAGCCAGAAAUGACCUUGAAGGAUUUGCUUAUUCUCUGAAGACUCAGUUAGGUGAUAAAGAGAAAUUGGCUGGCAAAAUCAGUACUGAAGACAAAGAAACAAUUGAGAAAGCAGUAGAAGAAAAGAUCAAGUGGCUAGAAGAAAACCAAAAUGCAGAAGGUGAAGAAUAUAAAGCUAAAAAGAAAGAACUUGAAGAAAUUGUACAGCCUAUUAUGAGUAAAUUGUACCAAGGACAAGGGGGAGAACAGCAACAACCACCCCAAGGUGAACAAGAAGAAAAAGAUGAAUUAUAA
Messenger RNA from Acanthosepion pharaonis, 2145 nucleotides. The record is from the annotation of a GenBank genome assembly. NCBI's taxonomy places the organism in Eukaryota, Metazoa, Mollusca, Cephalopoda, Sepiida, Sepiidae.